Messenger RNA from Solea solea (common sole), 1845 nucleotides. It is a transcript of the gene eve1, whose product is annotated as even-skipped-like1. Bases 146 to 826 code for a protein of 226 amino acids. Gene Ontology annotation, cellular component: nucleus. The transcript has 3 exons. Gene Ontology annotation, molecular function: RNA polymerase II cis-regulatory region sequence-specific DNA binding; DNA-binding transcription factor activity, RNA polymerase II-specific. Gene Ontology annotation, biological process: regulation of transcription by RNA polymerase II. NCBI's taxonomy places the organism in Eukaryota, Metazoa, Chordata, Actinopteri, Pleuronectiformes, Soleidae. The record is from RefSeq and is a predicted model, not a curated record.
AGGUAAAGGUAUAUGCUGGUGUUCCACAAGCGGAGAGGAAAGAAGAGACCGACCACGAGGAAGAGGAAGGAAGAGUUUCCAUUUAUUUGUAUUGUUUUUAUUUAUUUAUUCCUUCUGACUCGUCCAUAGGAAGAGAAGCCGCCUGAUGUUGUCGGAGGGCAGACAGACGCCGGUAGCGGCUCAGCAGGACUCGUGCCCGCGCAGCGUCCUGAUCGACAACAGUCGUCGGCACCGGACCGCGUUCACGCGGGAGCAGCUGUCCCGGCUGGAGCAGGAGUACGGGAAGGAGAGUUACGUGUCCAGACCUCGGCGGUGUGAACUGGCCACGGCGCUCAACUUACCGGAGACAACGAUAAAGGUGUGGUUUCAGAACAGGAGGAUGAAGGACAAACGUCAGAGACACUCCUUGCCGUGGCCUCACCCUCUGGUCGACCCUCUGGGUGCACUCUUGUUGGGCCGCGCUUCUCCUUCCACCACCUUGCCGUACCCCUUCAUCCCGCCCCACCUUCCUCACCUCCCCCUCCACCACUACUCCCCCCUCGCUCUCGCCUCGCCAGCAUCCACAGCUCACAGUCCCUACUCUGCUCCCAUGAGGUCCCUGGAUGCAUUCCGCCUUUCCCAGUACCACAGCAGGCCAAGGGGACUUCCACAAGCCACAGCAGCCCUCUACCCCUCCGCCAGCAUCGUGCACCAUCCAGCCUCAUGCCCCUGUCCGCUCUGUCGUCACUGGGGACAAGAACAGCUCCUCAAAGCCAGAGGGGAGGCGCUGGGACUGAGCCAGGCUCGGAGUACCAAGGCCAACAUGGAGCCUGCUGGUGUGGAGUGACGAGGAGAGACGAUUUAAUUCCACACAGAAACACGGUCAUUGAACUUAGAUCAGAUACACGGCUGCAAUAUGACAGUACACUCACUGUGACUUCACGCGAUGCUAUCGACUGUACAAGGAGGAGCUACGUGCUCAUAUGUAGCAGACACAGCUCAUAAGCUCCUCAUAACAGGAACAGGAAACACGCAAGUUAAAUGAAUUCAUGAGUAGAAUUGGUUAUUUUUGCACACACACCAGUUAGUGAUAGUGAAUCUGUCAACCCAUCCUUAUUGAACACUGGUAGUGAACACACACGAGCCGUGCGCAGCAGCAGUGAGCAGCACUUAUCUGCGCCCGGGAAGCAAUGGGGGAUUGGAUGCCUUGCUCAGCGGAAAUUUGGAUUGAACCAGUGGCCUUUCAGUUUGCACACAGUGCAUAUACUGUGCAUAUACUGCACGUCAUUCCAGGCCCAUGCCUUCCCUCUUGGCCGUGGGCUGUUUUGUCCAGCACACAGUGUUGCUAUUUGGAAGUAAGCGGUUAUUCACAUGCAGCAUCUAAACAUGCUUGAAAAUGCAUAAGCAAGGCCUUUGCAGGGUUGCAUUUCUGUCCUGUCCAUUGUUACCAAGCAACCGAAACCUGGGAGCUGCUGAGACGAUGGACAUUGCUGCAGCUUCACUUCCCAAAAAUCACAAGAUGAUGGAUCACCAGCGCUGCUUUCCUCUCACUCCAGCUCUGCUGCUUGAUACAUGUGUGAAGAAAGAAGCCCAAAAAAGUCGGACUGUACGUGUACAUGCUGCACUACAGGUAGAACAGUAAAGAAUACAUGCAUAGAAUACCAGACUUGUAUUCAUGGUAUUAACCCAACUGUACCAAUGGUCUGAGUGAUCAGUGUCUUUUCUCUUCAUGAAGCAUUGUAGCAUUGUAGUGUGACAUCUGUCCAUUAUGUAUGUCAUUAUGUCAUUGGGGCCAUAAGUGCUUUAAAUGCAGUCCGAACAGACCUUAUAGGAAUCCUGAGGUUCAAAUAAAAGACCAAAAACAUU